Molecule: messenger RNA, 1521 nt
Organism: Mesorhabditis belari
Lineage: Eukaryota; Metazoa; Nematoda; Chromadorea; Rhabditida; Rhabditidae
Source: the annotation of a GenBank genome assembly
AUGGAGGAAACCGAGACAGAGCCGCGGAAACACGCGAUGGGUUUCAUCUCGUGCACUUCGUAUGUUGUCGGUAAUAUAAUUGGAUCUGGUAUUUUUAUCACCCCCGGCUCAAUCCUCGAACAAACUGGCUCGAUUGGACUCUCAUUGGCCGUGUGGACGGGUUGCGGUUUAGUCUCGAUACUUGGUUCAAUCUGUUAUAUUGAAUUGGGCACAUCGAUUCCCGAUCCAGGAUGCGAUUUUGCUUACACUUGCUUUGUCAAAUGGCACUCGUUAGCGUUCGCCUUUAUGUGGGUGUCCGUCUUGAUGACCUAUCCAGCGAGUGCGGCCGUACAAGCGCAAACAUUUGGACAGUAUAUUGUCGAAGGCUUUUCGAUUUCGUUACACGGUGUUUGGCAAGAGGUGGUCACUCGAUCAACCGGCUUUAUUGUAUUAGCUCUCCUCACUUUGCUCAAUUUCUAUUCUCUUGAGAAAUAUGCGGCCAGAUUUCAAGUUGUUGUCACUUUCGCGAAAAUGAUUGCAAUGGCGAUAAUUAUUUUCACAGGACUUUAUCUACUUGUUUUUAAAGGUUGGACUCACCGCUUGGAUCAACCAUUUCAAGGAUCAAUCUGGCAUCCUGGCCCGAUAUGUUUAGCCUUUUAUGGAGGAUUGUGGAGUUAUGCUGGAUGGGACGUGUUAAACUAUGGAACUCCGGAGAUUCACAAGCCGAGAAGGACAAUGCCUCUCGCUUUGUUGACGGGAAUCCUCAUCGUGAUGAUCACGUAUAUUCUCAUAAAUUUGGCCUAUUUUGUCGUUUUGGACGUAACGGUCAUCAAGAAUAGUGACGCUGUGGCGGCGGACUUCGCAAGGGCAGUGCUGGGAAAUUUUCGCUAUGCAAUUCCGUUCAUGAUUGCCAUUCUGCUAAUCGGCACGCUGAACAGCAAUAUUUUUGUGGGAUCAAGAUACAUGCAAGCAGCUGCAUGGCAAGGUCAUCUACCACCAUUCAUUAGCUGUAUUCAUGGGCCAAGUGGAAGCCCGCGAAUGGCUUUGCUUUGUCAGAGCCUCCUCACAAUCGCCAUUUCUUUCGUCGACACCGACUCGCUCAUCAACUAUGUGACUUUCGUGAUGUGGGCACAAAGAGUGGUGACGAUGAGCGCCUUGUUGUGGAUAAAAUUUCGACAUAUUCAAGUGGAUCCAGGUGCGAUUCGCGUUCCGCUCGUUUUCUCAAUUCUUUUCUUGGUCAUUUCAAUCGCUUUGGUGGUUGUACCACUGAUACAAGAGACAAAGGUGACUCUAAUCGGCAUUGGAAUCGUUCUCUCCGGAUUAUUAUUUUACUAUCCAUUUGUGCAUUCAAAGCAUCUGCCACUUAUUUUAUCAAAAGUCAACGAUUGGGCCACACAAAGCACGGAAAGAUUUCUUUUCUCGGAGCGAAACCUUCGGAAAGCGAAACAGCUAAAUGAGGUGGAAAAUGACGAGUAUCUGAACGAUGGUGAACUGGAUCGAUUGCGCACUGAUGGCUCAUCACCCGAGCCACCGAGUCGAUUG